Messenger RNA from Pangasianodon hypophthalmus (striped catfish), 2683 nucleotides. It is a transcript of the gene bambia, whose product is annotated as BMP and activin membrane-bound inhibitor (Xenopus laevis) homolog a. The record is from RefSeq and is a predicted model, not a curated record. The transcript is spliced from 3 exons. Gene Ontology annotation, molecular function: frizzled binding. Gene Ontology annotation, biological process: positive regulation of canonical Wnt signaling pathway; transforming growth factor beta receptor signaling pathway; negative regulation of transforming growth factor beta receptor signaling pathway. The coding region runs from base 422 to 1204 and encodes 260 amino acids. Lineage: Eukaryota; Metazoa; Chordata; Actinopteri; Siluriformes; Pangasiidae.
GUUGGCGUGUGAGUGUGCGGCUCAGUCAGCCGUGCGGUCGUGCGUCCUGAUCAGGAGCUGCUGCAGCUGGAUUACACAUCAGCACAUUGCUCUUUCUUGCCUGUUCGUGGUGUUUCGGAUGCUUUCUUUCGCGCUGUGAAUGUGUAGCUUAUGCACAGGGACUGGUUUUAUACCGUAGCUUAGUAUCUUCCUUCCUGACACAGAUCAGAUCCACGGUGAGCUCAUGGCACAGGAGAUUUCUGCCUGCGUUUGGUUUUGCUCAUGAUGUAACCGAAGAAACUGCGGGAAUGCACUUAUUUCUCUCUGUGAUAAACCCCAUGUAAGCACGUCUUUACAUGUAAGAAAGUGUUGAACUCGGACAGAUCGGACAGAUCGGAGGUUGUCUCUGUGGCUGGCUUGAAGGACUGGGAACUGGUCGUAAAUGGAUCGCCAUUCCAGUUUUGUUUCACUUUGGCUUCAGCUGGAACUCUGUGCCAUGGCCGUGCUCCUAACUAAAGGAGAGAUCAGGUGCUACUGUGAUGCUCCGCAGUGUGUUGCCACUGGAUACAUGUGCAAAUCGGAGCUCAAUGCCUGUUUUACCAAGGCUUUGGACCCAUUUAACACAAACUCCCCGUUAACACACGGAUGUCUAGACCCGCUAUUAAACUCUGUGGAUGUGUGCACUCAGAAGAGUUCAGAUGUUUCAAAUGGAGGCCCGUCUCCUAUUGAGUGCUGUCAUGAUGAUAUGUGCAACUACCGGGGUUUACCCAGUAUUGUUCACACACGAAGUGACCCUACAGAUCGUUAUCAGUCAGACGGCUCAAACCAGAACUUGAUCACACGAGUUCAAGAGUUAGCCUCGGCGAAGGAGGUGUGGUUCCGGGCGGCCGUGAUCGCCGUACCCAUCGCCGGAGGCCUGAUCCUGGUGCUGCUCAUCAUGUUGGCACUCCGCAUGCUGCGCAGUGAGAACAAGCGGCUCCGGGUGCAGAGACAGCAGAUGCUCUCACGCUUGCACUACAGCUUCCAUGGGCAUAACCAUGCCAAGAAGGGCCACAUGGCAAAGCUGGACCUGGAGUGCAUGGUGCCUGUGACUGGCCAUGAGAACUGUUGUGCAGGCUGUGAUAAACUCCGGCAGGCUGAACUGAACGCGCAAGGGGGCGAACGCUUCCUCUCGCUCGUGCACUGGGGCAUGUACACAGGCCAUGGCAAACUUGAGUUUGUAUGACUAGCGACUACUUCACCGUGCCUCUGUGCUGGAACUGAACUCACUCGCUGGUCUCUGGGCACCAGAGUGAAGAAGUUCACCAUGCUUGAACUGUGUAGCAUUUUGUUGCUGUACUAUUAUUAUUAUAAUUAUUAUUAUUAUUUUUCCAUUUGCGUUGUAAUUUUAUUGUUUUCCUUUGUAAAUGGAGAGAGAAAUGAAAAGGCCACAGAUGUUUGCCUUGUCUGUUUUUUUCCCUUGAUGGAGCACUUUACUUGAAUUAGAGCUUGAGAGGGCGGAGUUGUUGAAAUAAGCCUUUCAAGCCCUGUCCUGUGAAUCCUUGACUGACACUGAAGACUGAAGGAUUCAUCUUAUUUGCACAUUUGUAUAAAAUCAAGAUGAAAAUACUUUUUGCAUUAUGAAGCAAAAAAAACAAAAACAAAAAAAAAAACACUGACACCAGGGUACAAAUAUGACCUUUUUUUUUUUUUAUUUCAGUCAAGUUCUGUAAAUAAAGGACUCAGUGUUGACUGUAAAUGUUAAAACAUGUCUGGCUAUGCUUUUUAUUAUUUUUUUUAUAAGGCUAUGUGUAUUAACGUGUGCUUUACGGAUGCUCGUUUUCUCUGAAGUUUAGUGGUAGCAGACGGAGGGUAGUUAACACAGGGGCCUUGUUCGAAAGUAGAGCCUUCCACUGCACUGCGUCAUUUCUGAAGCCCCUCCAGAGGGGACACAUUACAUUUCUCUCGCUCUCUCGCACUUGCACUCUGGGGAUUAAUGUUGCAGGCUGAGUGAGUAUUUAUUUAGCAUGUGAGGGAAUGUCAGGAAGCUGUAAGCUCCGAGCCCUCAGCUUGCACUCUGCAGGCACAGUAACACUCCUGUAUUCACUCAGCCUGGAGAUUUCACCUCGCUACAAACCUGCUCCGAGAACUUUGACAUUUUCAGAGUAAGUCAAUAUAGUGGUGUCCAGGUAACUGUACUCACACACUGAUCUGCAAACCGCAGCGCUCUGCUUGACCUACGGCUCACAUUCCACUGUGAAUUAGUUUGCUAUGGAGAUGGUGUAGUAAAGAGCUCAGCAUAUUCUCAGACAGGGGUGAAGACAUUAGAAAAACCACUGAUAUCUUUUAGGCUCAAUUGUAAAUAUGAUAGAUGCUAGACAGAUGUGUGUAAUGGAUCAUGACAUGGUACAGAAAAACGUUCGAUUCUUUCAUACAAUUCUUUUGAUUUUAGUCUUAAAUAGCCUAAUAUUACGUUGAUGUGUUAUGGCCAUAGAUAUAUCAAGUUGUGAAUGGUAAACUGUGCAAGGAGUUCACAUGUGCGCUGUGUGAAUCUUGUGCGCUUAGUGUUGCUAUUGUGAAUAGACUGUUCAGCAGAAGUAAAUAGUGAAUUGUCUGGUGCAUAUGCUUUUAUGAAUCCUGUUUUAAAUGAAAGUGAAGUGUUCAAAGCAGAAAUUUGGUGUUAAACCACAGAGACUUGCAUUAUAACAUAAAAACCAUGAUGUAA